CGUCCACACAUCCUCACUUUGCAUCUACAAUCACCGACUAUCUGCAGCCAGCACUCCGCCACCAACUCCGCUAUCACUAUCACUGUAGAUACAAUGGCUCCCGUUCCUGUUGAGUCUGCGCCGGCCAUUGAGCCUGAUGCGAGCCGCGAAAGCUCUGGCGAAAUUGAUGAACAUCGUAGCUCCUCAUCAACACGGUCGAAAGGCCCAAAUACUGAUGCAGAUUCUUCACCCUUGCCUGACGAGGACGUCCCGCCGCUGCCAAGUGAGGAAGCCCCUGCGCUGGAAGACGGAGAAGCCCCCCCAUUACCAGACGAGCAACUGCCUGAAGACGAUGGCUGGGAGCCUGUCUGGGAUCAAUCCGCCAGUGCCUUCUACUUCUACAACCGCCUUACCCACGCCACACAAUGGGAGAACCCGCGGGUGCCAACAGGACCAGAUGCCUCUGCUGGUGGGCUCGGAGCGUACGAUCGGAUAGGAUCAACUGGCGCUCCCGGCACGACAAGCGGCGCACCAGGCACCACCAGCAGCAGCUAUGGUGCACCUGGCACUUCCUCCCCGCCUCGACGCGUCCAUGGUGGCUACAACCCAGCAAUACAUGGUGACUAUGACCCCAAUGCCGACUAUGCGCUUGAGGCUGCGGCGGAAGAACAGGCUGCGGAGGAUGCUGCAGCCAGGGCCGCUGGUUUGGAUCCUACUUCUCAAUAUGCUGCAACGGGAUACUUCAACCGCUUCACCGGUCGCUGGCAGGCGGCCGCGUUGAAUCCGGAGAAGUUCAACGAUGAGAAUAAGAGCAAGCGGCAGAUGAGCGCCUUCUUUGAUGUCGAUGCUGCUGCGAACAACCACGACGGACGUAGUCUCAAAGCAGAACGGCAGGGGAAGAAACUCACCAAGCAGGAAGUCAAGGCGUUCCGAGACAAGCGAAGGGAGAAGAAAGAGGAGAAGAGGAGAGCAUGGCUGAGGGACUGAACAGGAAUAAUAUGACGGGAGAGAACAACUUGCUAUCACAGCCGUGUGGGUCCAGCUUCUUCAGAAACAGUCUCUUGAUGGUAAGCAUGCAAAACCACAUGCACUGCAGGGAUCUGCCUGGGCGAACAGAACCUGGGCUGACUUCUUCGGCUUUUCUGGUCAUGUUUGUAUUAUUACAUCAAAACAUGGGAAAUUUCUUACAAUCAUCUCAAUACGACGAUCGCUCCAGGGCGCAGAGGCCAGGAUGCAGUUUCACUUCACAAUUCAUCGCCCCUGUUUCAUCAGUCUAUGUGACCCUUUUCAAGAUUGAAUCUCACUCGCCCCGGAAAAAACAAAUCUACAAGGACCGGCAGAAACACUGCCGAAGCGGCAUUGUGAGCCUGGGAACGAUCGGCAAACUCAAGAAAUCUCCGGGAUCCAUGUCAUUAUGUUCCUACCCUACCAACUCGCAUGCCACCAAAGGUCACAGACAACGUCCCCUCACUUAGAUUGCUC
Mytilinidion resinicola is the source of this 1461-nucleotide messenger RNA. RefSeq lists its product as uncharacterized. Gene Ontology annotation, molecular function: protein binding. The transcript is spliced from 2 exons. Lineage: Eukaryota; Fungi; Ascomycota; Dothideomycetes; Mytilinidiales; Mytilinidiaceae. Bases 94 to 966 code for a protein of 290 amino acids. The record is from RefSeq and is a predicted model, not a curated record.